Messenger RNA from Racocetra persica, 318 nucleotides. Lineage: Eukaryota; Fungi; Glomeromycota; Glomeromycetes; Diversisporales; Gigasporaceae. The record is from the annotation of a GenBank genome assembly.
AUGAACCAACCUAGUAUUACUAUAGAUCCUGAUGAGGAUAAAGAUCUUAAAGCAGAGGGAUAUCAAUUUCCAUAUAAAAAACAAAAACAUGUCUCACCACCAAAAGAUACUCCACGGGUUAGUUAUGGUAAAAUUUCACGUCCAAAUUGUGUAUAUCAGACUUGGUCCCAACCUUUAUGGAGAUAUAGAGGGUCCUCUUUUGCUCUAGUUAAAUCAAUAACAAUAAAUUCUCGAUCUUGUAAAUUUUUAUCAAGUAUAUCAACAACAUUGUGCCAUUUUUUUGUAUAUCGUCGGGCAAUGUUAACUAGCUCAUCAUAG